This is a messenger RNA of Histoplasma capsulatum G186AR, 2692 nucleotides long. RefSeq names its product mitochondrial NADH dehydrogenase. Lineage: Eukaryota; Fungi; Ascomycota; Eurotiomycetes; Onygenales; Ajellomycetaceae. The coding region runs from base 91 to 2136 and encodes 681 amino acids. The record is from RefSeq and is a predicted model, not a curated record. The transcript is spliced from 6 exons. Gene Ontology annotation, molecular function: calcium ion binding; NADH dehydrogenase activity.
AUCUAUUUGCUUUCGUCUCCGUACAACAGCUACGCCAUCUUUCUAUGGAUGGUAGUAUAUGAAGAACGCUAUCUACUGGAUUCUGCUCCCAUGCUGUCUCACCAGACACGGACGCGGAUUAUGCGCCCGUUGACCCAGAGCAAUCCGAGAGCAUGUUUACAACGCCCCAGAUUCCCAUUGCGGUCGCAAGGCACUGAUAUACCUGUAUUUCAACGAUACUUGCACACUCCGCGUCGUCCCUCGCGAUGUCCGCUAUCAACGAAGGUUCCAUUUAACUUCCACAACCAAUUACAGAGAUCAAUUCGCUUUGGCCAUACCAAGCCUCCCUUGAAACAGAGAAGCAGGACCGUGAGGAUUAUAUACAAUUUGUUCGCAUACUGUGGUAUAUUUGUUGUUAUUGGUGGCGUGCUAGUUGUUGGAUUUUUCGUUUACGAUGCUACCACCUACCGCCAUGAUUUGAGUUUUGAUAACAUCCAAGUCUCUGAAUUGGCGUUGAAUCCUCGCCUAGGCGGACCGAAAAACCUCCCAAUCGCGGAUGUGCUGAUUGAUGACCACGAUUCGGAAGUCAUGAGAGAACAACGCGAUAAGCCGAAACUAGUCAUCCUAGGAACGGGUUGGGGAAGUGUGUCCCUGUUGAAGACUCUGCGUCCAGGAGAUUACCAUGUCACAGUGGUUUCUCCUGUAAAUUACUUCCUGUUUACACCCAUGCUACCAUCUGCGACUGUUGGAACAAUUGGCUUGAGAUCUUUGGUCGAGCCGGUCAGAUCCAUUGUUCAGCGAGUUCGAGGCCAUUUCCUCCGCGCAGAGGCGGUGGAUGUUGAAUUUUCAGAGAAGCUCGUAGAGGUAUCGCAGCUAGAUAGCAAUGGACAAGAACAGCGUUUCUAUUUACCAUAUGAUAAAUUGGUCAUUGGUGUUGGUUCAACCACAAAUCCGCAUGGAGUAAAAGGCCUUGAACACUGCAAUUUCCUGAAAUCCAUUGAUGAUGCGAGGAAAAUCAAAAACAAAGUCCUAGACAAUCUAGAACUUGCCUGUCUCCCUUCAACGAGUGAUGAGGAGCGUAGAAGGCUUCUUUCAUUCGUGGUAUGUGGUGGAGGGCCCACGGGAGUUGAAUUUGCCGCGGAAAUUUUUGAUAUGCUCAACGAAGAUUUGUUCAGAUCGUUUCCCCGGAUACUGAGGAACGAAAUCUCCGUUCAUCUCAUUCAAAGCCGUUCUCAUAUUCUCAAUACAUAUGAUCAAACUCUAUCUGAGUAUGCAGAGCGACGGUUUGCAAAUGAUCAAGUCGACGUCCUUACAAACUCGCGGGUCAAGGAAGUGAAGAAAGACAAAAUUCUUUUCACACAGAUUGAAGACGGAAAGCCAAUUUUAAAAGAGCUUCCCAUGGGAUUCUCACAAUCCACAUUCUGUAAACAGCUCGCUGAGAAACUCAAUGCUCAGACCAACAAGCUUACUCUCCUAACGGAUUCCCAUCUUCGUGUGAAUGGCACCCCAAUGGGUGAUGUAUAUGCCAUCGGAGACUGCUCUAGCGUCCAAAACAACGUGGCAGACCAUAUCAUAACUUUCCUUCGAACCAUCGCCUGGGAAAAGGGCAAAGACCCAGAAAAAGUCCACCUCACUUUCGCGGAAUGGCGGAACGUAGCCCAGCGUGUGAAGAGGAGAUUUCCACAGGCAUCUGGCCAUCUACGCCGGCUUGAUAGGCUCUUCGAACAAUAUGACAAAGACCGCAGCGGCACUCUCGAUUUCGACGAGCUGCGUGAGCUCCUCGUCCAAAUAGACUCCAAGCUGACAUCAUUGCCUGCAACAGCGCAAAGAGCGAAUCAGCAAGGAAAAUAUCUGGGCCUCAAGUUCAAUAAGAUCGCGCAGGCCAUGCCUGGUAUGAAGGCCAACGAGGUAGACUAUGGCGACCUGGACGAAGCUGUCUACAAAGCGUUUCAAUACAAACAUCUCGGUAGUUUGGCAUAUAUUGGCAAUGCCGCGAUUUUUGACUUCAAUGGAGUGAGUUGGGGAGGCGGAUUACUGGGGGUGUACCUUUGGCGAAGUAUAUAUUUCGCCCAGAGCGUCAGUUUACGGACGAGGAUUUUGUUAGCUAUGGAUUGGUCGAAGAGAGCUAUUUUUGGAAGAGAUAUGACAAGCUUUUAACAGCAAGAGCAUGUUAUUGUUAUACCCUGUGCGAGCCAACAUUUACUUUAUUAUCUUUCCGCCAUAUAAAAAUAAACAUAUAAGCCAAGGCCAUGAAACCCGAUUUCCAUAGAUGCGAGCGAUACACUACAAACUUAUUUAUAUACCAAUACUAUUCACUGAUAUCUCCUUUUAGCCUACGCGUUUCGAAGUUGAUAAAUACGGGCAUAAUGGCAGCCCAUUUGCCGUCCUCUUUAUACAAUCAAGUCAAAUAUAGAUUUCCUUGAACAGUUGACUCUUUGACGGAGAGGGCGAGAUUCCAAUCACCGGACUCUUUCUUUAGAGAAACAUUUGACUUUUGUAUAUCCAAACGUUCGGAGCAUACAUUUUUCAUCUGUGGCAUUAUUUAUUUUUGUCUUUAGACAGUGUUUUUGCGGUUUCUGGUUCUAUUCUGUUUUGGAUGGAUUUCCCCGCUUGAUGCGUUGGCUAUCACUUUGAUUUAAUCGACUACGUUCCAGAAAUCCCUCUUCGUGCUAGGUCGUUAACCUUGUAUAUGUCCACAUGUAGGAGGACUCUG